Molecule: messenger RNA, 1725 nt
Organism: Egretta garzetta (little egret)
Lineage: Eukaryota; Metazoa; Chordata; Aves; Pelecaniformes; Ardeidae
Gene: KCNQ1
Product: potassium voltage-gated channel subfamily Q member 1
Exons: 18
Coding region: 1-1725 (574 amino acids)
Biological process (GO): transmembrane transport; potassium ion transport
Cellular component (GO): membrane; voltage-gated potassium channel complex
Molecular function (GO): voltage-gated potassium channel activity
Source: RefSeq, a predicted model, not a curated record
AUGGCCAAAGUUAGAGAUACAAGCUUCCUUAUUGUGCUGAUAUGCCUUAUCUUCAGCGUGCUUUCUACAAUUGAACAGUAUGCAGCUCUUGCUACAGGGACAUUAUUUUGGAUGGAAAUUGUAUUAGUGGUAUUUUUUGGAACAGAAUACGUGGUUCGGUUAUGGUCAGCAGGAUGCCGCAGUAAAUAUGUUGGAAUAUGGGGAAGGCUUCGUUUUGCUCGGAAGCCUAUUUCAAUCAUUGAUUUAAUUGUAGUUGUUGCUUCCAUGAUAGUUCUUUGUGUGGGCUCUAAAGGUCAAGUCUUUGCAACUUCAGCUAUCAGGGGUAUCCGUUUUCUGCAGAUUUUACGAAUGCUGCAUGUUGACCGUCAGGGUGGUACAUGGAGGCUGCUGGGAUCAGUAGUGUUCAUACACAGACAAGAACUGAUAACUACACUCUACAUUGGAUUCCUGGGCCUGAUUUUCUCCUCUUAUUUUGUGUACCUGGCUGAAAAAGAUGCUGUAAAUGAUUCUGGAGAGACAGAGUUUGGCAGCUAUGCAGAUGCCCUGUGGUGGGGAGUGGUGACCGUUACAACUAUUGGCUAUGGGGACAAAGUGCCUCAGACCUGGAUAGGAAAGACCAUUGCAUCUUGUUUUUCAGUAUUCGCAAUUUCAUUUUUUGCACUACCUGCGGGAAUUCUUGGUUCGGGCUUUGCCCUAAAGGUACAACAGAAACAAAGACAGAAGCAUUUCAACCGUCAGAUUCCAGCUGCUGCCUCUCUCAUACAGACUGCUUGGCGAUGCUAUGCAGCAGAAAACCCAGACUCUUCUACAUGGAAAAUAUACAUUCGGAAACCUUCCAGAAAUUAUCAUUUGCUGUCACCCAGUCCAAAACCGAAGAAAUCAGUGAUGGUUAAAAAGAAGAAAUUUAAGUUAGACAAGGACAAUGGGCCUUCUUCUCCAGAUAGGAUGUUAACUAUUCCACACAUUACUUAUGACCACGUGACAGAGGACAGGAAACCUGAUUUCAGUUUUGAAGCAUAUGAAAAUUCUGGACAAACAGGAAUGUUAAAAUUGCUUGAUUGUCAGCGCUCCUGGCCAUCCUUUUCCGCAGACCAGCAGUCUUCCAGCGCUCCUUCCUCUCCAGUGAAAAAAAGCCCAACAUUUUUAGAUGUGAACACAGGACCCUUCAUCAGGACCAACAGCUUUGCCGAUGAGCUUGACCUGGAGGGUGAGACGCUGUUGACCCCAAUAACUCACAUCUCACAGCUGCGAGAACACCACCGUGCUGCAAUUAAGGUGAUUCGUAGGAUGCAGUAUUUUGUGGCCAAGAAAAAGUUUCAGCAAGCUAGGAAGCCCUAUGAUGUCCGAGAUGUUAUUGAACAGUAUUCUCAGGGUCACCUCAACCUGAUGGUGCGAAUCAAGGAGUUACAGAGGAGGUUGGACCAAUCCAUAGGAAAGCCAUCUCUUUUUAUCUCCGUCUCAGAAAAAAGCAAAGAUCGAGGGAAUAACACGAUUGGUGCCAGGCUGAACAGAGUGGAGGACAAGGUUACACAAAUGGACCAGAAACUGAACCUCAUUACAGAUAUGCUGCAUCACCUGGUCUCCCGACAGCAGGGGGAUCAAGGGAACAACAGAUCAUCUCAGAGAGGCAACAACAUCAGUUCGGAUCUUUUCCUCCCUAAUAACACCCUGCCGACCUACGAGCAACUGACAGUACCGGGAAGAAAUGAAGACGAUAUAUCCUGA